AUGGGUGAUGCAAAUCGAAUAAUACAAUUGUUUCAAGAACGAGCUUCUAAUGAACUAACGGUUUCAUCAUCACUUACUUCAGUACAAGAAGAAGAAGUUGCCAAUCAAUUAUUCGAUGUAUUUGAAUCGAUAUUGACAAGCACUUCGUACGAUCAGGAAGACGAAACAACUCUGGAUUACAAUACGUCAGAUAACGAAACAGAUCAAUCUGAGGAAGAUUUCGAUGAAUCUUCUAAUGAUCCAGAUUAUGAAGAAAAAGAUGAUGCGACACCGGUGUUCGAAUCGUUUUCUUUGUCAUAUAUGAAACGAGCACUUGAUUACUAUGACGCAAUUAAUCCAAAAACUGGAAAACGGUCACACACGUGGAAAAGCGUGCAACACAAAUUUCGAAGAAUUCGUCAUCAAUCAUAUAUGGCUCGUUUUCGAGACUAUGUUGAACAAGAAGGAACAAAAAAGGAAAAGAUCGAUUCAUUAAAUGAUUAUGUUUUUGAUAAGUUUGAGUAG
Messenger RNA from Rotaria sp. Silwood2, 504 nucleotides. The record is from the annotation of a GenBank genome assembly. Lineage: Eukaryota; Metazoa; Rotifera; Eurotatoria; Philodinida; Philodinidae.